Molecule: messenger RNA, 6572 nt
Organism: Pecten maximus
Lineage: Eukaryota; Metazoa; Mollusca; Bivalvia; Pectinida; Pectinidae
Product: multidrug resistance-associated protein 5-like
Exons: 32
Coding region: 277-4491 (1404 amino acids)
Biological process (GO): transmembrane transport
Cellular component (GO): membrane
Molecular function (GO): ABC-type transporter activity; ATP binding; ATP hydrolysis activity
Source: RefSeq, a predicted model, not a curated record
GGUUUAGUGUAUAUAUUGUUCUCCAAUAUAUCAAUAUUAUGCAUUUAUACGACAAUGAGGCAGACAUACACUAAUGUGUAAUAGUAAUGACCACAGAGACCCGAGGAUUAUUCUCCCAAUAUCUUUGGAGUAUUUUUAGACAUUUUAGAGGACUAAAUCAAUACACGGCACACAAUGACACCCCUUCAUGAUAUUUAAAUCCUGCUCACAUUCUCAGGUCACCAGUUCUGCUGUGAAAGAAUCUGGUACGAUUUGACUAGCCGGUAGACUCUAAUCAUGAAUGGUACGAAUGGUACGGAUAGGAAACAGGUCGGACAGCCAUUACUGGUUAAGACUGGAAUUCCCUCUGUUCCAAAUACUGACCUGGGUGCCGAAUACACCUCAAGGGAUUUAUCGGUGACAGGAGCUCUUGCAGAAAGCCACCUGUCGUUAAAUACUAGCCGAAAAUAUUCGUCAGCUUUAAAGAUAUUGAAACCAUUUAGGCCUUCAAAUAAAGAUGGCAAAAUACCCAUCAAUAAAGUUGGUUUAUUCUCGUACAUAUCAAUAUCAUGGAUUUCAUCUCUUGUGAUGACUAUAUACAAAAACAGAGGAGGAGCGAUAAAGGAGGAGGAUGUUUGGGAGUGUUCCGACUGGGAGACCAGCAACGUCAAUGCCGAAAGACUAGAACGACUGUGGAAGAAAGAGUUGAAGGAUCAUGGCAGGGAAAAGUCGUCGUUCAUAAGGACGUGGCUCAAAUUUGCACAAACUCGUUUACUUGUGUCAUUUUCUCUUGUUGUUUUGAAUGCAACCGCUACGUUUUUCAUGACAGGUUACAUUACGAACAUGGUCAUCAGCUACCUAGAAUCAGAGGAAUCCAAUCUCGGGGUUGCCAUAGCGCUAUUAGUAGGAAAUUUCUUUGGUCAGCUGCUUCGAGCGACAUCGUACACCGCCUUGAUUAUGUUUGGAUCUCAUACAGGUAUGCGAUUUCGUGCUGGCGUGCUUGGAUUAGCAUAUAAGAAAUUCAUGAAAUUUCAAAGUGUACCAGGAAAAGUUUCCUCUCAGAUGAUUACCAUAUUUGGAGCAGAUGCCCGGAGACUUCACGUUAAUUGCGCAACACUGGCAUUCCUGAUGGCCGUUCCAGUAUACAUCAUCAUAGCAAGCGUCUACUCGUUCUACCUCAUUGGACCGUGGUGUUUCAUAGCACUUGGGUUAUUCAUAUUCUGCUAUCAGCUGCAAGUGCGAUUGAACCUUGUUAUAUCAAACCUCAGAAUAAAAACACUAGUUUUUACAGAACAACGGAUACGUAAAAUGAAGGAGGUUCUAUACAAUAUGAAAAUGAUAAAAAUGUAUGGUUGGGAAGACUCAUUUCUUGAUGUCAUUAAAGGAAUAAGGAAAAGUGAAAUGCGGAUAUUGAUGCAGGCCGCUGUGAUAAACUCUGUGGCCAGUGCCAUUAAUCCUGUUACACCGUCCCUAGCUACUGUCUCAACCAUUGCUACCUACAUGGCAUUUGGAAACGAUAUUACAGCGUCAAAGGCCUUUGCUCUAGCUGCUACUAUGGAAUAUCUUCGCAUAUUACUAACCCAUGUGCCCAUUGCGACUAGAAUGUACGGGGAAUCAAACGUUGCACUGAAGCGAAUCAAGGAAUUUCUUGUACGAGACGAUUAUAUAACACCGACGUCUGAAGUCAGAGAGGAGAGCAAUUCUGUUGAAAUUCAAGACGGUGUUUUCCAGUGGGAAGGUUCAAAUGAUAUGUCCGAUGAAAAAGAUAAAAAGAAAAAGAGCAAAAAGAAAGAAGAAAAUGAUGCAUUGGAUCCAUCACGUACAGAAAACGCCGAUCCGUUCAAGCUAGACGAUAUCCAGAUUGAUGUUAAAAAAGGACACCUGAUAGGUAUAUGUGGCUCAGUAGGCAGCGGGAAAUCGUCCCUGAUAUCAGCCAUUCUUGGCCGUAUGCCAAAAUCAACAGGCCAUCUUGCCGUAAAUGGAUCUGUUGCUUACGCCGCUCAGCAAGCCUGGAUAUUUAAUGGAACUUUAAGAGAAAACGUACUGUUCGGACAACCAUAUGACAACACAUGGUACGAUACUGUUAUCUAUGCCUGUGGACUAGAACCUGAUCUCGAUUUACUGCCAAAUAGAGAUAUGACAGAGAUUGGAGAAAGAGGAAUCAAUAUCAGUGGAGGCCAGAAACAGAGACUGAGUCUAGCACGUGCGGUCUACAGUAAAAGCGAUGUGUAUCUCCUUGACGACCCACUGUCCGCCGUUGAUGUCCACGUUGGACGACAUUUGUUCCACAAAUGUAUAAGGAGCACUUUAAAAGGAAAGACCGUUAUACUGGUCACUCAUCAAUUGCAGUACCUCCGUCAUUGUGACGAGAUAGUGGUUAUUGAGGAGGGGAAGAUUGCUGAGCGAGGACAUCACGACGAUCUAAUUGCCCGAGACGGUUACUAUGGUUCCAUGAUGGGUCAAUUCCACACCACAACGUCACACAAUGCAGCAACUGGAAAUAGUGAUGACUCGUCGUCACAACAUGGUCAAAUCCAAUCAUCCGAUGAUUCAAAGGAGGAGAAAACAGUAAAUUCAGACGAGAAUAAAGGUGAGUCGGGUAACCUAACUGAGAAAGAAGAAGCUCACACUGGCGAUGUAUCCUGGGGGACAUACAAAACUUAUAUAAGUGCCGGCGGCGGCUAUGUACCAAUGGCUGCUGUUAUGUUUCUAGUUAUCAUCUCAGUCGCCUCAUUGGUGUUCACAGACUGGUGGCUCGGUCUCUGGCUUCGCGAUAACGAUAAAUUAGCAAAGUCUGCCUCAGCAAGUGUUCUCGUUAACUUCACCAUGUCAUCAAAUACAUCAACACCUUACUCCAUACCAAAGCUUAAUCAAACAUAUAGCUUACAAGAUAGCAACUAUACACGUGCAGUACCACUCCCAGACAGCAGUGCCAGGCUGCAGUUUUACCUUUUGAUAUAUCUAGGAUCGAUGGUAGGGAUCGUGGUGUUUACCAUCAUAAAAGGACUUGGUCAAUCUUGGAUGAUGAUGCGGUCGACUCGAUUAUUACAUAACCGCGCUUUAGCCAACAUUAUGAAGGCCCCCAUGAAGUUCUUUGAUGCCAACCCAGCCGGACGGAUUCUCAACAGAUUUUCCCAGGAUUUAGAUGAAAGUGAUGUCUUCAUCCCCGUCUUUAUCGAUAUAUUGCUUCGUUUGGUGGUGAUGGUUGUCAUGGCUCUUGGUUCGGCUGUCUUCAAUCUUCCAUGGACGUUCAUCGCCAUAGUCGCUUUAACAGUUGUAUUUUAUAUCUUCAAGAGGAUUUCGGUCGAGUCAACCAGGCAGAUGAAGCGCUUUGAAAUGAUUGUUAUGUCUCCAUUGAUCAAUCAUGUGACUGCAUCCGCACAAGGACUUUUUACAAUUGUCUCAUUCAAACAGCAAAAACAGUUUAUAAAAGAAUGUAUGAAGUUUACUGAUGUGACGACAACAGGACUGUUCCUGGUAGAAGGAAUCACGAGAUGGAUAGAACUUCGUCUAGACAUAACAGCCUCAGUAAUGAUAGUAGUCACGAUGCUGGUUAUGAUCUUAAUGAAGGGAACAAUCCCUCCUGCGUUUGCCGCCCUGUCGUAUAUCUUGUGUGUCAGGGUGGUAUCGUCCAUGCAGUUUAUAGUUAGGGUAACGAACGAGACGGAAUCAAGGUUUACCUCUGUUGAAAGGAUACACGAAUAUGAAUCGAAUAUAGAAAUAGAAGAUGAUUCUGUCUCGGUGAUACCGGAUAAGAAUUGGCCGCAAGACGGCUGUCUUAUUUUCUCCGACGUCACGAUGCGCUACCGGAAGGACAUGGACCCCGUUUUAAGAAACAUCCGUUUCGAUAUAAAACCAAAGCAGAAAGUCGGUAUCGUAGGCAGGACAGGUGCCGGUAAGUCCUCCCUAGCCGCGGCACUGUUCCGUCUGUGUGAAUUGUCAGAAGGUCACAUUUCUAUAGACGGAGUUGACAUCGCCCACAUCCCGCGUAAAACUCUCCGAUCUCGUCUGUCCACCAUACCUCAGGACCCUGUCCUCUUCACCGGCACACUCAGAUACAACUUGGAUCCAUUUGAUCUGUAUACAGAUGAAGUUAUAUGGGCAGCUAUAGAACAAGUUCACAUGAAAGAGAAGAUCAAAGGGUAUGGUGACCAACUACAAUUAAAAGUGGAGGAGAAUGGAGAAAACUUUUCUGUUGGAGAAAGGCAGCUGAUUUGUCUGGCGCGGGCUAUCCUGAGGCGGAAUAAGAUCCUGGUACUGGACGAAGCUACAGCGUCUAUUGACACGUCCACAGACGCCAUGAUACAGGAGACUAUCCGGGAGAGUUUCGCCGACUGUACCGUCCUCACGAUCGCUCACAGACUCAACACUGUCUUACACUGUGAUAUCAUAUUGAUUUUGGAGGCUGGAGAGGUCGUGGAGACGGGAAAACCACAAGAUCUGUUAUCAAAUCCGGAGUCUGUAUUUAACAGGAUGAUACGGGCACAGACAGUGAAAACUCCGUCACCUUAAUGGUGAGGCAUGUGCGGUAAUCAUGGACAUCUGACAGCAAAAUCAAAUUUAGAAAUCCUUUCAAUCACACACUGCCACACCAACACUAACAUUGAUGAAUUUUACACAUCAUACACUAGAACAUUAUUGCCUUCGUCGUUUAAUAUCAGAUAUGUCCCGUUAUUCAAUGAAUAAGUCGUAAAUAAGGAACAAAUUGUGUGCAUACACAUCAUGUAUAUCUAUAAUUGUAAGAUUUCUCAUUUAAUGAAAGCAUUUCUUUGUGUGCCACGGGACCGCUUAUUCCGAAAUCGUCACAAUAUAUUUACAUGAAGUUAUUUUCGCAGUUCAUGCAGAUGUCAUGGUGCUAAUGUUCAUCACGAUUGUGACGUAUUAGAGAAGUUAACGAUGCAGGGCUGUAUGCCUUUAGGCAUAUAGUGUGUUUUAAUUAUCUUGUGUAUCCUUUGUGAUGUAUUUACUGAAGAUAUUUUCUCAUGUGUCACGAGGUAACUAAUUUCUCAGGGGUUGUAGGGGCCAAUUUAAGAAUACUGGUACAUCUGACAAUACGUUUCCUCCCCGUCCGUCUGUCUGUCAGUCCGCGCUUUUCUCAGCCAUGCUUCAAGGUAUGUUGGUGAAAGUUGGUUUGUAAGUUCACUAUGAGUAGCUACAUAUCAAGUUAGGGUUUUAGGGUUAAGGUCAAGGUCACUGUUAAUAUUUUCAGCGGGGGCCAAUAGGGGACAUUAUUGCUUUAGCAAUACCCAGCAUGCUUGCUGAUGAUAUUUCAAAACUUAUAUUUACCCGAAAACGGCCGUCCUUCAAUAAGCAAUUCAAAGGCAUUGCGCCCUUAGAGUAUUUAGUUGUCCUGUCCCUUAUACUUUUUGUAGAGGUGAUAAACGUCUUGCAUUGUGACAGACAUAAAAUAAUAGAUUGAAGGAACUAAACAUUGAAUUUACAGCAAUUCGUUUACUAGUCAUGAUAUAUUGUCCCUUUCUUAAAGACCAAUUUCUGGAAAUAGUUUAUUCCAUUUUUAGGAUAUCGGCUACGUAAUAAGUGCAGAUUUUGUGUGUAUAUUUAUAAUUGUAUAACGGAUAUUUUCGUGACAAAUAUUUUACUGAUAGACCGAGCCCAUGUGUUUUUUAUGUGAAGUGUGUUGUUUUACGCAAGUGAUAAUCACUUGUGCGUAUCUUUGAUUUUAGAAAAUGGCCAUGAGUACUAUUUCAUUUAAUAUUUCAUUCUCAAAUUUAAUAGUUUUCAUUGAAUUCUGAUACAGAACAACUUUUAAAUUGAUAAUUAUAUUUCAUAUAUUAUUGCCAAAUAAUGUGUUUAGAAAUACGGUAUAAAAUGUAAUUAUGAUCAGCAGUAUCAAAUGUACAUGUUUUUGAAUAUCUAGCAUAUCUAUAUGUUUGUCAAUAUAUAUCUGCGUCAAGCUAAAGUAAAUGAAAACUCAUUAAUUACAACUUAGUAAUUAUCUAUGAUAGGAUGCUUGCUGCCUGUUUUAAAAUAUAUUUACUUUUCAAAGAUAAUCUUGAUCAAUAUUGUUGAAUAUAUAUAAGACAUUGUUUGACAAUUUAUAUUUCCUUUGCAUAUUAUGCUUUAAAAUGAGUGGAUUGGGGCCAUCUAUCUUUAAUAUCAUCCAUUACAUGUAGCUUGAAUAUUGUAGUUGGAAUAGGAAAAUUGAUAGAUAGCUAAAAUGUAGCUUAUUUUCAAUAGAGCUUCUAUUACGAAUACGAUAUAACGUAUUUUCAAUAGUCUUAUUUAACGGCUCAUUUCCGUCAACAUUUGUGAUAAAAAAGAAAUUGUUAGCCAUGUAGUUAACGUUUGAUAGAUAAAUUGUAUGAUAAUAUAGGUACCUGUUUUGUAUUUGUGAGGUUAUCGCUUGAUCACUUUCUAUUCUUAGUUAUAUUUAGUGAGAAAUGCUCAUGUAGGAAGGUACAGCGGAUUAUGUAACCUUACAGACUUCCCACUGUACAGAAGAUAGUUUUCAUUAAAGAAUGGAGAAAUAUGUGGAUUGCUUUUUUUAUGUUAUAUGUUAAUUAAAUGAGAUUCUACUAUAAUAUUUAUUCAUUCUAUUUUUUUUUGUCAAUAAAGUUGCUGUUUUCAACAAA